CACUCAAACAGUCGUUUACAGAUUUUACCUCGAACAUUAAAUUGGUUAACGUGGGAAAAUUAUUUCAAUUAGCAUUUUGCUUUGGGCGAAUUUGCGCUGGUCAGCUGAGAAGCCAGUUUUCACUAAUCGUGUUCUACAGUUUGCUUUUAAAGUUCGUCAAGAUGGAUAAUAUUCGCGGUGCAAUUGUUGCAUUUUUGGUGAUCACUGCUGUUUGUAUUGACUACACUUAUUCAUUAUCUCCGAGUGGCUGUCCGUUGUCUAGUAAAGUAACAACGUGUAGUCCAAAAUGUAAAGACGAUUCCGACUGUUUUGGAAAAAAAUGUUGUCCCGACAUUUGCAAUCAAAAAUCAUGCGUGGCACCGGAAGGCAACUCCAACACAAGGGACGGAUACAAGAACCAACAUGCCAAAACCGCCACCGGCAGUUAUUGUGGAAACGUCAAAUGCAAUUCCUUUGAGAAAUGCCAAUUAGAGCCUGGAACCAAGAGACAAAAAUGCAUUAGAUUCUAAAAUACAUACUAUAUAAAUAUAUAUUUAAUACUUUAUAUAAUUAGUUCAUUAAAUCAUGUUAUAAAAUAACAA
Messenger RNA from Aethina tumida (small hive beetle), 581 nucleotides. RefSeq lists its product as uncharacterized. Gene Ontology annotation, molecular function: peptidase inhibitor activity. The coding region runs from base 162 to 509 and encodes 115 amino acids. The transcript is spliced from 3 exons. NCBI's taxonomy places the organism in Eukaryota, Metazoa, Arthropoda, Insecta, Coleoptera, Nitidulidae. Gene Ontology annotation, cellular component: extracellular region. The record is from RefSeq and is a predicted model, not a curated record.